GGGCUCGUCAUUGCUGGAACAGAGCUGGUGUCGUUACGACGUUGAGAGCAGCUGCUGCUUGUGCUCAAUUUGGAUGCCAUGAAAUCCAAGAAGUCCGCCUUUACGAAUACAUCGACAGGCUACGGCAGGCACAAGCACAGCGGACACGGCAAAGGUCACGGCGGGCACGGUGGGCACAAGGAAAGGACAGAAGGCAGUAAGACCAAGGGAAAAGAAGGUAAACAACCACAUCUGCAUGAGCACAAGGAAGAGCAGGAAAAGGACUUAAACUCCGGCUUUGGGGAUUACCUUCGCACGCCGGAGGCAUUUGAGAUGAUGAAAUUGUUCGUCUUUGCUAAUACCGUAAUGUUGAUUGUUACAAUGGCAUGGCCAAACAUUAAGGAACAGUUUUAUAUGCUUAAUCAAUGGUGGGAAAGUUUUCGAGAACGGCAGCAACAGCAAUAA
Messenger RNA from Drosophila nasuta, 444 nucleotides. RefSeq names its product exit protein of rhodopsin and TRP A (gene Xport-A). Bases 79 to 444 code for a protein of 121 amino acids. The record is from RefSeq and is a predicted model, not a curated record. The transcript is spliced from 2 exons. NCBI's taxonomy places the organism in Eukaryota, Metazoa, Arthropoda, Insecta, Diptera, Drosophilidae.